AUGGACAUGGACAAGGAGUUCUACAUGGCCGGGAUGGGCAUGGUGGCAGCACCGGCGAUGAGCCCUGCAGGCUCGUCGGCGGUGACCACGGAACCGGCUAUGGCAGCAGUGGCGACGGCGAGUGAGGAUGAGGGCGACCUGAGGAGGGGCCCAUGGACGGCGCAGGAGGACAUGUUGCUCGUCGACUACAUCUCCAGGCACGGCGAAGGUCGCUGGAACUCUCUAGCUCGAUGUGCAGGUUUGAGGCGCACCGGGAAGAGCUGCCGCCUCCGGUGGCUGAACUACCUCCGCCCCGACGUCCGGCGCGGGAACAUCACGCCGGAGGAGCAGCUGCUCAUCCUGGAGCUCCACUCGCGGUGGGGCAACAGGUGGUCCAAGAUCGCGCAGUGCAUCCCGGGGCGGACGGACAACGAGAUCAAGAACUACUGGCGGACCAGGGUGCAGAAGCACGCCAGGCAGCUCCGCUGCGACGUCAACAGCGACCGUUUCCGCGACGUCGUCAGGCGAGUCUGGAUGCCACGACUCGUCGAGCGCAUGCAGGCCGACGCCGCCGCCGGUGCCGGCGCGGACGUUCCGGUGACGGCGCCGGCGAGGACGAUGAGCUCCCCGGCUGCUACAUCGCAGUACCACAACGUCGAUCACGCGAACAUAGCCGAGCUGAGCCGGACGGUGGCGGUGACCAUGAGCCCCGACACAUCGGGCACGCCCCGGUCUUCUUUGUCGACGGUGGAGACGUCGCAAGGGGCAUAUUUCUCGCCAUGGGGAGCUGCCACGGCAAACGUCCACAGUACGCCGGUGGAGUGCGCCGGCGGCGGAGGUCUGGCAAUGGCCGGGCAUGAUCACGUGAUCCAGGGUGACGAGCUCAGUGGGAGCUGGUCGGAGCUCCUCGCGGCCACCAAUCUCCCAGAAUUCGAGCUCGGUGACUUCGACGACAACUUGUGGAGCCUAGAGGACGUUUACUUGCAGCAGAGCUGCUGAUCGAUUGAUGGUGACAUGAGCAAUCCAAAAGACGAAGUAAGAGCCAAUAUCAACAAUGAGGGAAAAUGUACAAGUGGUGCUGCAUGAGAGGAAAUUUGACAGGAAACAAUUAGCGUUGUCCAUAGUGUGACAUAGUAUGCGAAAUUCGAUGCAUGUACUUACAAGAUUUUGAGUGUUAGCUUGUUCUAGUCUUAUAAUUAAGGUUGCUAGUGUUCAUUCUUCAUAUCUUGUUAAAUUCCCCACAUCGAUCCCCAAUUGUAAAAAGACUAUAUAUAUGUAGUAUGUACUUGAAGAGUUGAAGUUC
Messenger RNA from Lolium rigidum, 1282 nucleotides. Its product is annotated as transcription factor MYB2-like. Gene Ontology annotation, molecular function: DNA-binding transcription factor activity; sequence-specific DNA binding. The record is from RefSeq and is a predicted model, not a curated record. Bases 1 to 978 code for a protein of 325 amino acids. Gene Ontology annotation, biological process: regulation of DNA-templated transcription. Gene Ontology annotation, cellular component: nucleus. NCBI's taxonomy places the organism in Eukaryota, Viridiplantae, Streptophyta, Magnoliopsida, Poales, Poaceae. The transcript is spliced from 2 exons.